AUCGAGAAGAAACCAAGAGUCCAUCUUUUCAAAGUUUUAAUUAUAGAGAUUACAAGUCUGCUCCUCGAGGUUUAUUUUAUUUCGUUUCCAAUGUGUACUUAAUGAAAUCAAAGGAGCCUGAAUUUGAAGAUAAUAGACUUCGCGCUUGUUUCUAUCGUAGGUUGCAGAGGAAAAUUAAAUUUCCCGCCGUCAAUUGUUACCGAAUGGCGGAAUUGUGUGCUGUCAUUGCUCCACGCGAUCGGAAAACAAGUUUCCCACGGUUUACUCCACAGUUGUCGCCCGAAUGCCGCGAUGGACAGAAUACUCAAGGGGAUCAUGAGAUACAGAAAGUGCCACCGGGAAGGAAUGGUGAAGCAGUUUCAACAGGUCCGAGAUCAUCCCGAGCCAAAGGCAGUGUUCUUUACCUGCAUGGACUCCCGGAUGAUCCCAACUAGAUUUACGGAAACGAACGUCGGAGACAUGUUUGUCGUCCGAAACCCCGGUAACGUCGUGCCGCACUCGCAGCACUUCCUGGACGAAUUUACUAUGUGCGAGUCGGCGGCGUUGGAGCUCGGAUGCGUGGUGAACGACAUAAGGCACGUUAUUGUUUGCGGCCACAGCGAUUGCAAGGCGAUGAACCUGCUCUACGCUCUACGAGACGAGGAGUUCGCGUCACAAACGAACAGAAGAAUGUCGCCGCUGAGAGCGUGGCUGUGCGCGCACGCCAGCAGCAGCCUGACGAAGUUUCAGCAUCUCGAGGUCGCCGGUUUCCGCGAGCCGAUCCUCUUCCAGGCCGAGACGCCGCUGCGAAAAUUCGUCGCCUACAUCGAUCCGGAGGACAAGUUUGCCAUCGAGGACAAACUGUCGCAAAUCAACACGUUGCAGCAGCUCCAGAACAUCGCGUCGUACGGAUUCCUGAAGAAGCGCCUGGAGAGACACGACCUGCACAUCCACGCGCUGUGGUUCGACAUUUACACCGGCGACAUUUAUUACUUUAGCCGAGCCAAUAAGAGAUUCGUGGAGAUAAACGAAACGACGGAGCCGCUCUUGCUUAAAGAAAUCAAGAAAUACUACUCGUAGGAACCUCUUUCUCUCCGGGUAAUUCGGACAAUACUUGUAUUACGCUAAGAUAAACGAAACGACGGAGUCGCUCUUGCUUAAAGAAAUCAAGAAGUACUACUCGUAGGAACCUCUUUUUCUCCGGGUAAUUCGGACAAUACUUGUAACACGCUAACGUUACGUUACCAGAAGUACGCGAGUUAGGCCGAGUAAUCGUAUAUUUUUAAGUCAACGGCACACGGUACUAUUUUUCUUACUGGACUGCUUACGCGAACCAAUCAGGAUUCUUUAUUGGUUCUCGCAAGCAGUUCGGUAGGAAAAAUAGUAUCGUGUACCGUUGGCUUUAUAUAUUAAGCUUCGAGAGGCUUAGGUUUCGUUUACAUCCUUUUGACAAGACUCGCAAAGGAGAAUAAUCUGCAUUUUGAUCGCUUAUCACUGUCGCAGAGCGAACAAUACGUUGCGCUUUGUAGGGACCGUCUUUAGCACAAAAUACACUCCUCGUUAAAUUCAUUACAUAAUUAUACGUCUAUUUUUUAUAUGUGUAUACAUAUAAGAUAUAUGUUUGGAAAACAUAUUGAUAUACCGAUUGAUAUUUGCUGCGGCGAAAUAUAGAGAUCUUCGCGUUCGCGAAAUAAA
This is a messenger RNA of Vollenhovia emeryi, 1674 nucleotides long. It is a transcript of the gene CAHbeta, whose product is annotated as beta carbonic anhydrase 1. The record is from RefSeq and is a predicted model, not a curated record. Gene Ontology annotation, molecular function: zinc ion binding; carbonate dehydratase activity. Bases 292 to 1059 code for a protein of 255 amino acids. The transcript is spliced from 5 exons. Lineage: Eukaryota; Metazoa; Arthropoda; Insecta; Hymenoptera; Formicidae.